AUGAAUUUAACAAAUUCUUCCCCAUUUUCUCCAUCAUCUUCAAAAAAUACUUCGAAUACUCAACUACAGAAAAAUCAACAAAAUCAACAACAACAAUCAAAUAUUCCUUCAUUCCCUCAACACUCAUCAGCAGCAGCUGUAUUAGUUCGGCAUACUUUGGACAGUGCUAGUGCUUUACAACAAACGUUGGAUAGACGAAAAACUUUCAGAUGCCGAGGAUCUUUGGGCCCUACAGUAGCUUCAGCUCCAUCAGUAGAACACGAAGACUACAGAACUCCAAAACCUUCAGUUGUCUCUCCUAUGGGUGGGAAAAGCUUUGAUUUUGGGGAAAGAGAGGGAGCUGCAGGUGUCAACUUUUCGGAUUCUAAUGGGCUCAUUAAGGCAAGUUUAAAAAUUUUUUUAAUAAGAAAUUUUAAGUCUUAUUUUUGAAAAUUGUUGGGAAAAAUAAUUUUAAUUAUACGGUCGGAUCCGCUUCAAGGUAGAUAUGAACUCAAUUUAAGCUACGUUCUUGAAAAUUUGGUUGGCCGUUGGUUGGGGACAGGAGUGAGCGCAUUGCGUUGCAUUUUUCACGCUUGCCUCUUGGACUCUUUUUUUGUUUAGUAGCAGGAAUCUUGCCGUAUAAAUUCCCGAUUCCCAAAAAUGG
This is a messenger RNA of Meloidogyne enterolobii, 643 nucleotides long. NCBI's taxonomy places the organism in Eukaryota, Metazoa, Nematoda, Chromadorea, Rhabditida, Meloidogynidae. The record is from the annotation of a GenBank genome assembly.